Molecule: messenger RNA, 1196 nt
Organism: Vigna unguiculata (cowpea)
Lineage: Eukaryota; Viridiplantae; Streptophyta; Magnoliopsida; Fabales; Fabaceae
Product: protein YABBY 4-like
Biological process (GO): regulation of leaf development; regulation of shoot apical meristem development; polarity specification of adaxial/abaxial axis
Cellular component (GO): nucleus
Source: RefSeq, a predicted model, not a curated record
AGAGAAAGCGAAGGGGUGAAUUCUGUGCCUUUCCCUCUCGUAGUAUAUAUCUAUCAACCAGACCAGACCAAAUAGAUCAGCCUCUUUCCCUCUCACUCUUUCUCUGUCUCUCUGCACCUUUCUUUCACAACUCAUAAUCAAAAAAAGCAUAUCCAAGGUGUGGUGGUUAAGCUGUCCAUCUAUCAAUCAAUCAAUCAAGAGACCAAUCAUCAACCGAAUAUAAGAGAACGAAAAAAGGGGGCUACCCAAAAUGUCAUCCUCUUCCACCACAAUAUCACUGGACCACCUCCCUCCUUCCGAACAGCUUUGUUAUGUUCACUGCAAUAUUUGUGACACCGUCCUCGCUGUAAGUGUUCCCUGCACAAGCUUGUUCAAGACAGUCACUGUCCGAUGCGGCCAUUGCACUAACCUCCUGCCAGUCAACAUGCGCGGCCUGCUUGUGCCAUCUCCCACUCAAUUUCAUUUGGGUCACUCUUUCUUCUCCCCGUCCCAUAACCUUCUGGAGGAGAUACCAAACCCCUCUCCAAAUUUUCUUAUGAACCAAGCAAAUUUAACUGCUUCAAAUGACUUCUCUAUGCCUGCUAGGACUGCAGCUGAUGAGCUUCCACGGCCACCGAUCAUAAACAGACCUCCUGAGAAGAGACAGAGAGUCCCCUCCGCGUACAACCGCUUUAUCAAGGACGAGAUCCAACGCAUCAAGUCUGUCAAUCCCGAUAUAACUCACAGGGAAGCCUUCAGUGCAGCUGCCAAGAAUUGGGCCCACUUCCCACACAUCCACUUUGGUCUCAUGCCUGAUCAGACUGUGAAGAAGACAAAUGUGUGCCAGCAGGAAGGAGAAGAGGUUCUCAUGAAAGAUGGGUUUUAUGCUUCAGCCAAUGUUGGUGUCUCACCCUACUAAUUCACCACUCUGUUUUCUCUCUUCAACAAAUGCAAGAACAAAAGUUUUCCGACUUCACCAACCUUUCAAGCUCUUAACUUUAAUAUGUGCAUCUAUUUGUGCCUCAAGAGUGAUUAUGUUGAUAUAACUAAGAACUACUUCUACACUGUGACUGGCUCUUGGGAUUAUGCAUGCAUGUAGUUCUCUUAUGGUUAGACCUUAAUUAUUAACUUUCAUGUCCUUUAAUUUCCCCACUACUACUGCAGCUGAUUGCUUAUCUCUAAUCAAUAAUUAAUUAGCCAAACUUUCUACCAACAAA